CGUGUUAGUUUACGUGCGGAAACGGUGGCCGUGAGAGAAGAUGGCGACCUCUGUAGUGGUACCUCCUGGUGCGGUGGCCAGUAGGGCCAACAAGCGCAGUGUCGGCGGGCCGGGAGGCGGUGGCAGCGGUGGUGGAGCCCGAGGGGCCGAAGAGGAACCGCCGCCGCCCCUACAAGCAGUUCUGGUGGCGGAUAGCUUCAACCGCCGCUUCUUCCCAAUCUCCAAGGACCAGCCUCGGGCCCUCUUGCCCCUGGCCAAUGUGGCACUAAUCGACUACACUCUGGAAUUCCUGACUGCCACAGGUGUACAAGAAACCUUUGUCUUUUGUUGCUGGAAGGCUGCUCAAAUCAAGGAACAUUUACUGAAAUCCAAGUGGUGCCGCCCUACCUCCCUCAACGUGGUUCGUAUAAUUACAUCAGACCUAUAUCGGUCACUGGGGGAUGUUCUUCGUGAUGUUGAUGCCAAGGCCUUGGUGCGCUCCGACUUCCUUUUGGUAUAUGGGGAUGUCAUCUCAAACAUCAAUAUUACCAAAGCCCUGGAGGAGCACAGGUUGAGGCGAAAGCUAGAAAAAAAUGUAUCUGUGAUGACAAUGAUCUUCAAGGAGUCAUCCCCAAGUCACCCAACUCGUUGCCAUGAGGACAACGUGGUAGUGGCUGUGGAUAGUGCCACAAACAGGGUGCUCCAUUUUCAGAAGACCCAAGGCCUUCGACGUUUUUCGUUUCCCCUGAGCUUGUUCCGGGGCAGUGGAGAUGGAGCGGAGAUCCGCUAUGAUUUACUGGAUUGUCAUAUCAGCAUCUGCUCUCCUCAGGUGGCUGAACUCUUCACAGACAACUUUGAUUACCAAACUCGGGACGACUUUGUGCGAGGCCUGCUAGUGAAUGAGGAGAUCCUUGGGAACCAGAUCCACAUGCAUGUGACAACUAGGGAAUAUGGUGCCCGGGUCUCCAACCUACAGAUGUAUGCAGCUGUCUGUGCUGAUGUCAUCCGCCGAUGGGUCUACCCUCUCACCCCUGAAGUGAACUUCACUGACAGCACAACCCAGAACUGCACUCAUUCCCGGCACAACAUCUACCGAGGGCCUGAAGUCAGCCUGGGCCAUGGCAGCAUCCUGGAGGAAAAUGUGCUCCUGGGCGCUGGCACAGUCAUUGGCAGCAAUUGCUUCAUCAACAACAGCGUCAUUGGCCCUGGCUGUCACAUUGGUGAUAACGUGGUGCUGGACCAGGCCUACCUAUGGCAGGGUGUUCGAGUCGCUACUGGAGCACAGAUCCAUCAGUCUCUGCUUUGUGACAAUGCUGAGGUCAAGGAACGAGUUACAUUGAAGCCACACUGUGUCCUCACUUCGCAGGUUGUAGUGGGCCCAGACAUCACACUGCCUGAAGGUUCGGUGAUUUCUUUGCACCCUCCAGAUGCAGAGGAAGAGGAGGAUGAUAGCCAGUUCAGUGAUGAUUCUGGGGCUGACCAAGAAAAGGAGAGAAUGAAGCUGAAAGGUUACGAUCCAGCAGAAGUUGGAGCUGCAGGCCAGGGCUUCCUCUGGAAAGCUGCAGACAUGAGCAUGGAAGAAGAGGAGGAACUACGGCAGAAUCUAUGGGGACUCAAAAUCAAUAUGGAAGAAGAGAGUGAAACUGAAAGCGAACGAAGUAUGGAUUCUGAGGAGCUCGAUAGCCGAGCAGGCUCCCCACAGAUGGAUGACAUCAAAGUGUUCCAGAAUGAAGUCCUGGGAACACUACAGCGGGGCAAGGAGGAGAACAUUUCUUGUGACAAUCUCGUCCUAGAGAUCAACUCUCUCAAGUACGCCUACAACAUAAGCCUCAAAGAGGUGAUGCAGGUACUGAGCCACGUGGUCCUGGAGUUCCCCCUGCAACAAAUGGAUGCUCCGCUUGACCCGAACCGCUACUGUGCCCUGCUGCUUCCCCUGCUCAAGACCUGGAGCCCUGUUUUUAGGAACUAUGUAAAACGUGCAGCUGAUCAUUUGGAAGCACUGGCAGCCAUUGAGGACUUCUUCCUGGAGCAUGAAGCUCUUAGUGCUUCUGUGGCCAAGGUACUGAUGGCUUUCUACCAGCUGGAGAUCCUUGCUGAGGAGACAAUUCUGAGCUGGUACAGCCAAAGGGAUACAACUGACAAGGGCUGGCAGUUGCGCAAGAACCAACAGCUGCAGAGGUUCAUCCAGUGGUUAAAAGAGGCAGAAGAGGAGUCAUCCGAAGAUGACUGAAGUCGCCCUGCCUGUUCCUGUGGGUGUGGUUAAAAGCCCUCCUGGUUUCUGGACGGGGCGAGUAGGAGGCUAGUUACAGAAGAUGAGUCAUCACCAUUCUGGCUGAGACUUACCAAGGAGCAGAGGCUGGAACUACAGUAUUCUCCCCACCGCCAGCAGCCGUGUGCCUCACAUCCUGAUUGGGGAGCUUGGACAAGGGAAGCUGGGCUGAAACAAAGCUCUGCCUCCGGAGGAGCCAGGCAGGCCCUGCAGUUAGAGGAAGGCCAGAGGCAUAGCUUUGUGCUUUGGCUUUCCCUCGGGAAACAGCAGAGAGCAGCUGGCCCUCUCUGCAGCUUGUAUUUGUUAAUAUUAAAAAAGAAAGAGAGGGGUUGUGUUUGGUUUUUCUCCAACUCUGACUGAUCAGCUU
Messenger RNA from Pteronotus mesoamericanus, 2615 nucleotides. RefSeq names its product eukaryotic translation initiation factor 2B subunit epsilon (gene EIF2B5). The transcript is spliced from 16 exons. Bases 41 to 2209 code for a protein of 722 amino acids. The record is from RefSeq and is a predicted model, not a curated record. Gene Ontology annotation, cellular component: eukaryotic translation initiation factor 2B complex. NCBI's taxonomy places the organism in Eukaryota, Metazoa, Chordata, Mammalia, Chiroptera, Mormoopidae. Gene Ontology annotation, molecular function: translation initiation factor activity; translation initiation factor binding; guanyl-nucleotide exchange factor activity.